This is a messenger RNA of Dovyalis caffra, 447 nucleotides long. NCBI's taxonomy places the organism in Eukaryota, Viridiplantae, Streptophyta, Magnoliopsida, Malpighiales, Salicaceae. The record is from the annotation of a GenBank genome assembly.
AUGCAUAUAUUCCCUUCUAAUAAGUUGUGUCGCUUGAAACCAGUUCUGUGCCCUUUUCACAACAAAAACCCCGACACCAUUAACAACCCUGCAAAGUCCAACACUCAUCCUUUUGGCUCCAUUUUAAUAGCCCCAGAUCAAGCUUCUCCUAAGAAAGGCAAGAUAAGUAGGGGAUACGAGGAAAGGAGAGGUUUUGGCCAAGUGGGUAGCCAACAGAUGCUGGUUCUUUGUGGGUUUGGGUAUUGGAUGCAGGGGUUUAGGUGCUUUCCUUGGCUUGCUCUCAACUUCCAUAUGGCUCACAAUCUCAACUUGCAUCCAUCAACAUUGCAGCUUUUGCUAAACUCUGGUAACCUUCCCAUGGUGGCCAAGCCUCUUUAUGGAAUCCUCUCUGAUGCUCUUUACAUUGGAGGUGCUCAUAGGAUACCUUAUAUCCUAGUGGGAGGUUAG